Cheilinus undulatus (humphead wrasse) is the source of this 6701-nucleotide messenger RNA. Its product is annotated as TBC1 domain family member 8. Bases 223 to 3603 code for a protein of 1126 amino acids. The record is from RefSeq and is a predicted model, not a curated record. Gene Ontology annotation, molecular function: calcium ion binding. The transcript is spliced from 20 exons. NCBI's taxonomy places the organism in Eukaryota, Metazoa, Chordata, Actinopteri, Labriformes, Labridae.
UGUAAAUCGGGCGUGAGGGAGCAGAAGACGUGAGACGAAGAAGUGUGAAACCUGCAGCUGUAGGAGCGCAGGAAAAAAUAUGGAGAAACCAGGAAACCCACCGCUGUAAAGUCAACAGAGCCGCUCCCGAGCCGGAGGACGGGCGGGGAAAACUUUUUAUAUCGCCGCUACAAGGACCGAGAGAGCGGAGGGCUUCCUCCUUGUCCCUCCCCGCUGGACGAUAUGUGGCUGAACCCGGAGGAAGUUCUACUGAAAAACGCUCUCAAGCUUUGGGUGACCGAGAGGAGCAACGACUUCUUCCUCCUGCAGAGGAGGAGAGGCCACGGGGAGCCCACGGGGAAGUUCACAGGUCUCCUGGUUGGAGCGCUGGACACAGUCCUAGACUCCAAUGCCAGGGUUACACCCUUUCGGAUCCUCCUCCAGGUUCCCGGCUCACAGAUCAGCUGGGUGAUCGCCAGUGGAGCUGCCAUAGAGGAGGUGAAUAAGCACUGGGACUGGCUGGUCCACAACCUGCUCCACUCUCUGUCUGUGUUUGAGAACAAGGAGGAUGUGGCAAGCUUCGUCAGAGGGAAAGUUAGGGGUCUUAUUGCAGAGGAGGUUCGGGGUCGUCAAGCAGCUCAGGAGGAUGAUCCAGAGAAGUUCAGGGAGGCUCUGCUAAAGUUUGAGCUUCACUUUAGCCUUCCUUCAUCAGAGAAAUUGGUGACGUACUACUCAUGCUGCUGCUGGAAGGGCCGGGUGCCUCGGCAGGGCUUCCUCUACCUCAGCAUCAACCAUAUGGCUUUCUACUCCUUCCUGCUGGGGAAGGAAGUUAAGUUUGUGAUCCCCUGGGCAGAUGUGAUACGGUUGGAGCGGGUCUCCAGCGGUCUGAUGACAGAGGCGAUCAGGGUCAACACCCGGCAGAGGCAGAGGGAGUUCUCCAUGUUCCUGAAUCUAGACGAGGCAUUUGGGGUUAUUGGUCAGCUGGCUGACAUUGCUCUGAGGCGGCUGCUGGACAGCGAAGGCCUGGAGCUGGACCGAGUCCUGCAGCAGCCCACACGCAUCACAAAGAGAAUCCUGGAGGAACAGGCGUUGAGGGAGUACGUCUUGGCCCUGUUUAGACUCCCUCGCAAUGAGAGACUCUAUGAAGUGGCCUCUUGUUCAGUAUGGACACCACACGCUCGCUGUCACACAGCUGGGACUCUCUACACCACUGACAGCUACUUGUGUUACUCCAGCAGAGAAGAGGGAAGCUGCAUCCUUAUAAUACCGCUCUCAGAGGUGUUGUCCAUAGAGAAAGCAGAGAGCACCAGCUUGCUUCCAAACCCUGUCAUUGUGAGCGUUCGGACUAAGAAGGCUUUCCAGCUGAUCGAGCUGCAGGACAGGAAUGAGCUGGUGGAGAGCCUGAACUCCAGACUCAGGGCUCUGCAGUGGAAACAGUCCAUGUUCAGAAACAAGAAGGACGGGAAGAGGAAGAUGAGCUCUCAGACGCCUUACUACACGUUCUACUACGACACCGGGCACUCAGAUGAAGAGGAGAUAGAGGAGCAGGUUCUCCGUAACACUGUCAACAGCGAGGCUCUGAUGACGGCUUUUCAUCAAAACCAACCAGGAACCAACGGAAACAAGAGCAUGGAGCCGGUGAAGGAGCGUCUUUGGGAGGAUCAUUUCACAGAGUUUGGUCGAGGCGUUCACAUGUUUCGCACAGAGAAGAUCCAGAGACUGGUGGCCAUGGGGAUACCAGAGUCGCUGAGAGGAGAGCUGUGGAUGACGCUCUCUGAUGCGUCCUCUGACCUGGAGUCCCACCAGGGUUACUACAACAGCCUGGUGCAGAAGUCGAUGGGUCAGAGCAGCCUGGCUACAGAGGAAAUUGAGAGAGACCUUCACCGUUCUCUACCGGACCAUCCUGCUUUUCAAAACCCCACUGGCAUCGCAGCUCUGAGACGUGUCCUCACUGCCUACGCCCACCGCAACCCGAAGAUCGGAUAUUGUCAGUCCAUGAACAUCCUGGCGUCAGUGCUGCUGCUUUAUGCUAAAGAAGAAGAAGCUUUCUGGCUGCUGGUGGCCGUUUGUGAGAGGAUGCUACCUGACUACUUCAACCGCAGAGUCAUAGGAGCUCAGGUGGAUCAGUCGGUGUUUGAGGAGCUCAUCAGGGAGCGUCUGCCUGAGCUGGCUGAAAACGUCCCUGACCUCUCCACCCUCUCCUCCGUUUCCCUCUCGUGGUUCCUCACCCUCUUCCUCAGCGUGCUGCCCUUCCAAAGCGCUGUCUGUGUGGUUGACUGUUUCUUCUUCCAUGGAAUCAAAGCAAUCUUCCAGCUGGGUCUGGCUGUGCUGGAGGCCAACGCUGCACAGCUUUCUGCAAGCACGGACGACGGACAGGCUCUUAUGGUUCUCACGAGUUUUCUGGAUCAGGUUGGAAGUGAAGAGUUGUCUUGUCCUCCGCCCUCUUCACCCACCACCCCAGAGACGAGCAGCAGUGAUGCAGAGAUUCCUGCUGUGAGACACACGAACAUCACCAACCUCAUCAACAAUUCGUACGAGAAAUUUGGAGACCUGUCAGUGAGGCAGAUUGAGAGACUUCGCUGUCGACACAGAAUCCAAGUUCUGCAGGCUCAUGAAGACACAAUCAAGGAAAACACUCUAAGAAUGAUCAAUCCAGAUGUUUCCAUCUCUCCAGAGAACUUGGCUGAUGUCUACGACCUCUUUAAGACAGAGCACUUCAUCAGUCUGUACUGGGGCGACACCAGCUCUGCAGCAGCGGCAGAGGCAGCAGCAUGGCAUUACACCGACUCCGGUCGCUCCUUUAUCGAGCGUCAGUACCGGCUAGAUCGGCCCCAGUUUAAGAGCCUGUACGGGCUGCUGGUGCCGUGGCCUGGAGGGUCGAACGAGCACGCCGACACGCUGGCCAAUCGCACCUUCACCCUGCUGGACCAGGACCAAGACAACCUGGUUACAUUCAGGGAUUUUGCUGGCUGGCUGGACACGUUUUACUGUGAAGAGCUGAAUGAGAAGAUAAGGUUGUUGUAUCGACUGCACAUCCCACCAGCUCUGACAGAAAGUGAAGAUGACCCCUCUCUGAUGAAGAGCCCCCUGCUGUCCACAAACAGACCUCUCUAUGUUAAUCUGCCUUCUGAAGUUGAAGGAGAAGUAAAGGACUAUCAGGAGCAGCUGAAGCAGAUGUUGCAGGAUUUGGUCAAAGAGAGGGAGAAAGAUGUGGAGAAACCUCUACCACUCAUGAACCAGCGAGAGUUCAUCCAGUUCUGUAAAACUCUCUACAGCAUGUUCCACGGAGACACGGAGGAGAACGACCUCUUCCAGGCCAUCGCCACGGUAACAAGUCUGGUGCUGCAGAUCGGCGAGGCAGGUCAUCGAGCAAACAGCUCGCAGUCUGAGGUGACAGAAACUAAACCCUCAGAUGUUUCUGCUGAGGAUGGCGGGGUGGAUAAGACGUCAGAGACAGAUUGGACGAUCAGCUUCGCUCAGAUUCUGGCGUCUCUGCUGACUGAACAGGCGCUGGUGAACUUCUUUGAGAAGCCCGUGGAUCUGACUGUGAAAAUCUCAGAGGCUAAAGAGAAACAGUAUCACCAGCGGGCCGGUUUACUCUCUCUGCAGCAAGGGACCAGAUGACUGAAGUGUGAAACCACCAAAGUUCAUAUGAAGAAAACCACAGUAUCAUUUGAGAAGAUGUGAAAGGAGGCAGCAGCUUUGAAUCCAGAUGGUAAAAGCCUUAAAAUACCACGGAUGUUUACUGUAUCUAUGGCAUCACUGCACUGGCAACUCCUGAACUACUUUAGCUCAACACUGACAACAGAAGGGAGCUUAUGCAAAACAUUUUGAGCCAAAAAGAUAUGAUGUUAAUCUUCAAGUAUCCACAGCAGAUUGUGGACUGGUUGACUCACUGGAAUCAGCCUGCAGAUUUAGGAAUGUCAGCAUGACUAAUUUUGUGCUAAAGGCCUGUAGAAAUGUUGCAAAAGGAUGAUAUUGCCUUCUUAUGUCACCAGAGACUGCCUGAGGUUUGAGUCACAGCACUUUCUAAUAAGGAAACCCUUAUGAAGCAUUCAUUACUGAUCAUAAGGUUAAUAAAUCAUUAACUAACCCUUUAAAGAUCAGCUCAAGACCUUGAUUUGAUUAACUUUUAAGUGGCUAGGCUGUGAAACAUCUUCGGUGAAUCAAUUCUAGUUAACAUUUGGAAAAACGUCUAGUGAAGUGACUGAUAAAGCUAAACGUGUCUCCUUUUGAAAUGAGAUCAAGACCAACUUUAGUUUCACACAAAGUGGGAGAUUUGGGCUCUUGACUCACAGAGCUGUGCGUCCAAAAGUGUGGGCUGUGGGCCCAGGAGGGACUGCAGGUUGGCUGCAAAAGGUGAAUCACAAUAAAGAAUCAUAGAUAUAACUUUUAACUAAGAAAUCAUGUUUUAAAAGAUCAAAAAUGACUGGUUUAUAUAUAUAUAUAUCGAGCCAGGGUGCAGUUAUGCUUCUGAUAAUGCAGAACUUGAUAUCCUUGUUUAAAAACGGAUAGGUAAGAAAAAAAAAUCACUCCCCUGGACAGUAUGUUCACAUGAAGACAUUUACUGUGACAACCAAAACCACCUUGUAACUUGGUGUAAACAUGUUUAUUUCUAGUGUAAAAAUCAGGAAUUUAACAUGGGGUGUCUUUGGGACUUCUAAUGCUUUUGCAGCCAGCUUCAACCAGACUCUUUAAUAACUGAAGUGUUUUUUGCACUGGCUUCAUUUUUCAACCAUGUACAUUACAACUUGGUUAAUCAUUCCUCUACACCCUUUACUUCCUAUUAUAAGAUUUUCAGUGCCUUUGGAAACUUAAACAUUAUGAAGGAGUUUAGAGAGUCAUAAAGAGAUGACAUGAAUAUUAAAAAAGAAGGUGACUUUGUAGUUACCAAAUUAUAACAAAGCAAGUAGUAAAGUAAAUUUCUCUGAAAAUUUAGCAUUUACAUUGACCUAAAACUAAUCACUGAAUGGUACUUAUUUUUGUGUAAAAAGUCGAAAAACCAAAGCAUUUAAUCUGUGAUUAAAAAUGUAAACUAGUUGAUAAUAGAAGUUUAACAACUUUUGACCAGGUUAUAAAUGUUCAUUAAUUUGUAGAUAAAUGAAUUCUGAGCUGACGUUUCCUCCUGGAGACUGAAAAUUACAACAGAGAUUUUCACAACCUGGCCACCUGUUUUAUUUUAUUUCAUUUUUAAAUUCUUGUUAAAUUAGCUGCAUUCAGUGUUCUUUGUUUAAUUGACUUUAUAAUUUUUAUUUAUCUGAUAUAAAAUUUCUUUACACUCGCACCUCAAAAUAUUUUUUAAACUUUUUUUUUUUUUUUUUUUUAAAUCACUGGAUAAUAUGUAGUGAUCUGAAACAGAUGCACAAAGGAGCAAACACAGGAGAACACUGCUGGAAUUGUUUUUAUGAAUAAAAACUGCUGAAAGACACUGCUUCUCUGAUUAACUUGUCUUAUUAAUGCCUAAAAUGACAGUCAGCCAUAACCUCUAUUUUUGUUAUAAUUUAAUUAGGUGUCAUUUGGAAAAGUUUUACAUUAAUGAGUAGUUGGACGUGGUCUAGAUGCCAGCUUUUAAUUGAUAUUUCAAAACUGAUCAAAAUCUGUUACUGGCAUCAGUUCGUGACCCUUUAUUUACAGAUGUGCCGAUGUAUGUCAAUAGUGCUGCUACUGCUGUUAUAGAUGCUGAACCGAUGCAUUGGUUCAUCUAUAAUAGUAAUCAUGCAAUUUACUGUGCUCCUCAACAUGAGUAAAUGUUUGAACAAAAUGAACGGAAAGCCUCAUGCAUGAUAGAGGAAGUCCUAGAUCUGUCAUUCCAACACAUGAAGUGACAAGGAACAAAAGUGAAGUAUUUAAAUUAAUGUGCUUUUUUAGGGCUGUCACAGCUUAAAAAAUAAUCCAGAUAAUCAAAGAAUGGUUCAUUGGGAUUAAUCUCCUUGUGUUGGUCACAUUUUGAAAUCCACUAUUUGCAUUUAAACAGUUUUAUUCAAGAAUACAUAAUAUGGAAAAAGAAACUAUAGAAAGGGGCCCUUCCAAAACUGUUGCCACAAAGUUAGAAGCAUAGCAUUGUCUAAAAAGUCUUGGUACACUAAAGCAUUAAGAUUGACCGUCACUGGAGAUAAGGGGCCUAGAUGAACCCUGAAAAGCAGCCCCAUACCAUUAUCCCUCCUCCACCAAACUUCACAGUCGGCACAAUGCAGUCAGACAGGUAACAUUCUCAUGGCAUCUGCCAGACUCGUCCAUCUGAUUGCCAAACAGAGAAGCGUGAUUCAUCACUCCUCAGGACACAUUUCCACUGCUCCACAGUCCAGUGAUAGUGUGCUUUAGACCAGUUAUUCUCAAGUGGUCUUACCUCAGGACCCACUACCAGCUCCUUAAUAAGCAUUGUGGUGUUUGAACCUCAGACAGUCCUAAUAAUUCUAAAUCCUAGUAAUUACUGUUGAAAAUUAAAAAAAAAAAUGUGGUUCCUUGUGAUUUUUCUUUAGAUUUACUGGAACAAUCCCAGAUAGUAUUACCAAAAGUUUCUGGGAUGCCAACAGAAAACUCCCCAAAAUUGAGGGGAAAUUAUUUAAAAUUUCCCAAAUAUGUAUACAGGGUAAAUUCCUCAAAGAUUUCAGGUAAACUGAAAAUUACUCAGUAAUUCAGAAAAAAAUCCGUCAAGCUCUUUUUGUUGUCUUUCUGCUAUCACAAACGUAAAAACUACAGAAAAAAUUAAAGUGCUUCAUAGA